This is a messenger RNA of Phalaenopsis equestris, 1143 nucleotides long. RefSeq names its product probable translation initiation factor eIF-2B subunit epsilon. The record is from RefSeq and is a predicted model, not a curated record. Lineage: Eukaryota; Viridiplantae; Streptophyta; Magnoliopsida; Asparagales; Orchidaceae. Gene Ontology annotation, cellular component: eukaryotic translation initiation factor 2B complex. The transcript is spliced from 3 exons. Gene Ontology annotation, biological process: biosynthetic process. Bases 409 to 1143 code for a protein of 244 amino acids. Gene Ontology annotation, molecular function: guanyl-nucleotide exchange factor activity; translation initiation factor binding; translation initiation factor activity.
CAUCCCCCUUCUACCACCCCUUCCCACCGUAACCCUCGACUGCUUCCUCCCGCUCCCAAAACCCUCGCUGAUGUCCCUCAACCUCCCGGAUUCGCUCAAAACAAUCGCCUUCGUGAACGAACCUUUGCGACAUCUAAAGGAUCGCGGUCUACAGAGAGCACCGAAACUCAAAAUUUUCCAAUCAUUCCGCUCCGAGGAGGCGUUUUUGUCGGUUUGGCAGGAUUUCGCUUAAAUCUUGCUUAAAACCGGCUACUAAACAGCCCCUCAUAUUUAAGAAAAAGAAAAUCACAAAGUUUCCGAUUGUCGGGCAUUGGGAUUGUGGAAGUCCGGGCAAGUUCAUUUGCAAAUUGCAAUUUUACAGUCGAUUCAAUCCUUGCUUCUCGGCCUCUGCCGGUCACUGUUGCUGCGAUGGCGCAGAAGAAGACCCGUCCAUCCUCCGAUGACCCAGAGGAGCUCACCCGUACCCCUCUCCAGGCUGUCCUGCUAGCCGACAGUUUUGCUCAGAAGUUCCGGCCCAUAACCCUCGAGCGUCCCAAGGUGCUAUUGCCGCUGGUGAACAUUCCGAUGAUCGAGUACACCCUCGCCUGGCUCGAGUCAGUCGGGGUCGAGGAAGUGUUUGUUUUCUGCUGCGCCCACUCUCAGCAGGUGAAAAGCUACCUGGAAAAUUCCCAGUGGACGAAGCAGCCUGGCGCUUUCUCCGUAAACACUAUCGAAUCUCACGACGCCAUCAGUGCCGGAGAUGCCCUACGUGUCAUCUAUAGUCACGGAGUUAUACGGGGAGAUUUUGUUCUCGUAAGUGGCGAUACAGUUAGCAACAUGAGCUUAGCUAAAGCACUCAGUGAACACAAAGACAGGAGGAAGAAGGACCCUCUUGCUAUAAUGACCAUGGUCAUCAAACAUUCGAAGCCCUCAAAGUUGACACAUCAAACCCGUCUUGGGAAUGAUGAAAUUAUUAUGGCUGUUGACCCUGAUACUAAAGAACUUCUUUAUUAUGAGGAUAAGGCGGACCUCUCACAGCAUCAUAUCACCCUGGAUAAGAUGUUGCUUUCUGAGAAUUCUGCUCUUUCUUUACACAAUGAUAAGCAGGUUGGCUUUCUAUUUUCCGAAAUUUUAGAUUUUAUCGUUUUUGUUCUUGCACUUUAG